GCUUGAUUUUCAUCGAGAAUUAGAGAUAAGGGGCCGAAAACGAAAAUAAAAAGCUAGGGUUAGGGAUUUUACCUUUUCACAGCGAAAGGGAACGAGAAAGAGAAAAAGAGGAUCAAUCUCUGAUAUCAUUUGAAUCAUGUCGUCGACGAGGAAGAUCACCCUCAAGAGCUCGGACGGAGAGGCGUUCGAGGUGGACGAGGCGGUGGCGCUGGAAUCGCAGACGAUCAAGCACAUGAUCGAGGACGAUUGCGCCGACAGCGGCAUCCCUCUCCCCAACGUCACCAGCAAGAUCCUUGCGAAGGUCAUCGAGUACUGCAAGAAGCACGUCGAGGCUGCGAACGCCGAAGAGAGGCCCAACGAGGAAGACCUCAAGACCUGGGACGCAGAUUUCGUCAAGGUUGACCAGGCCACCCUCUUCGAUCUCAUCCUGGCUGCGAACUACUUGAACAUCAAGAGCCUUCUGGACCUCACAUGCCAAACUGUGGCAGACAUGAUCAAGGGGAAGACUCCCGAGGAAAUUCGUAAGACCUUCAACAUCAAGAAUGAUUUCACUCCGGAGGAAGAGGAGGAAGUUCGUCGGGAAAACCAAUGGGCAUUUGAAUGAUUUGUUAAGCUUUUUAACAUUGUCUUUCAAAUCUCUGCCUGUGCUUUUGUUUUGCUUGUCAAAGAUCUGCCAUGUGCAUUGAUCCUAUGCUUAUGGUUGUUUGCCUUCUAUCUAUCUGACUAUUUUUGUUGACUGUUCACGGAUCAGACGUAUCUUUGUUGAUGAACCUUAGGGGACUUUUUGAAUAUGUAAGUAAAUAGUUGAAUCUGGUUAAGGUAAUUGGUGAAUUCUGGUUGAUUCUGCUUAUUGAUAAUUUAAUCAUUGGCAA
This is a messenger RNA of Arachis stenosperma, 872 nucleotides long. RefSeq names its product SKP1-like protein 1B. Gene Ontology annotation, biological process: SCF-dependent proteasomal ubiquitin-dependent protein catabolic process. The record is from RefSeq and is a predicted model, not a curated record. Gene Ontology annotation, cellular component: nucleus; cytoplasm. Bases 137 to 604 code for a protein of 155 amino acids. Gene Ontology annotation, molecular function: cullin family protein binding. Lineage: Eukaryota; Viridiplantae; Streptophyta; Magnoliopsida; Fabales; Fabaceae. The transcript is spliced from 2 exons.